AUGAUCGAAGGUCGAGCAAAUGAACUACCUGAUUUUCAAGUCUUUCAGACGGUAAUCAAGUACUGUCUGUUUAUAAUUAUCGUACCAGUACUUUCCUUUUUUUUUGUGAAAAGUCUUGUAUUCGAUGGAGUAUUAAGACUAGAACCCGUUACGAGCAGUGUAUACUCUGCUAUAGUGGCGGUUGUUGUUUUACAUGUUACAUUAGGCAUGUAUAUCUAUAGAGCGUAUAACGAAGCAGAGAAAGCACCUAAGCCAAUGAAAAAAGAUUAA
Messenger RNA from Parnassius apollo (apollo), 270 nucleotides. NCBI's taxonomy places the organism in Eukaryota, Metazoa, Arthropoda, Insecta, Lepidoptera, Papilionidae. The record is from the annotation of a GenBank genome assembly.